Messenger RNA from Tarenaya hassleriana, 944 nucleotides. Its product is annotated as calmodulin-like protein 7. The transcript has a single exon. The coding region runs from base 203 to 805 and encodes 200 amino acids. Gene Ontology annotation, molecular function: calcium ion binding. Lineage: Eukaryota; Viridiplantae; Streptophyta; Magnoliopsida; Brassicales; Cleomaceae. The record is from RefSeq and is a predicted model, not a curated record.
AUUCUCUCUCUCUCUCCAUCGUCCUAUAAAUGGAGAUGCGAUUUCCUUUCCAAGUUUUUUCUCUACAACGAAAGAAACGACCAAAGUUCUCAGUUUCACAGAAACGCCUCCUCAACAUCUCUCUUCCUCGUUUCUUCUGUUGUUGUUUCUGAGAUUUCGUGUGAAGCUCAAGAAGGAGAAUCGAAAAGCUUGACCCUUUACUAUGCCCCCACUAAUGGUGAGAAUUUUCCUUCUGUACAAUCUCUUCAACUCACGCCUCCUCUGUCUGAUCCCCAUCAAACUCAGAAGGCUUUUCCACGACGCCAACAAUCCCAACAAGAUUCCUCCGCCAUCUCCGUCGAGAAUAGACCCGGCGGAGCUGAAACGCGUCUUCCAGAUGUUCGACAAGAACGGAGACGGCCGAAUCACCAAAGAAGAACUCAGCGACUAUCUAGAGAGCCUCGGCCUCUUCAUACCCGACAAAGAUCUGACACAGAUGAUCUGCAAGAUCGAUGAAAACGGAGAUGGGUGUGUCGACAUGGAUGAGUUUGAGUCGUUGUACAUGUCGAUAAUGGACGAGAACGAUGAAGAAGACGAUGGCAUGAAGGACGCGUUCAACGUGUUUGACCAGGACGGAGAUGGGUUUAUCACAGUGGAGGAGCUGAAGUCUGUGAUGGGUGGUUCCUUGGAGCUCAAGCAAGGUAAAACCCUAGAGGAUUGCAAGAAGAUGAUCAUCCAGGUAGAUGUGGAUGGUGAUGGUAGGGUUAACUACAAGGAGUUUCUGCAUAUGAUGAAAGGUAGCGGCUUUGGCAAGUUCAAGGCUUGAGACCCGAUGUUUCUGUUUUUUUUUCCAAUCGAUUUGUUCCUUUUCUGUAAAUAGCUUCUGAUGGGUCAGAUAAUGUGCCUGCAAAAGCUUGCACAGUGCAUAUGACCUGCAACAUAUUCACCUUCUCAUGCUGUUUUUA